Cuculus canorus (common cuckoo) is the source of this 5522-nucleotide messenger RNA. It is a transcript of the gene COL8A2, whose product is annotated as collagen type VIII alpha 2 chain. The coding region runs from base 268 to 2355 and encodes 695 amino acids. Gene Ontology annotation, molecular function: protein binding. The transcript is spliced from 3 exons. The record is from RefSeq and is a predicted model, not a curated record. NCBI's taxonomy places the organism in Eukaryota, Metazoa, Chordata, Aves, Cuculiformes, Cuculidae.
CAUCUCACUGAUGCUCUGACUUUGCGCGCAUCCUCGACGGCGGCACGAGCAGCUCUGCGGGGUGGAACCUCCCGGCAGAGGGGCAGCAAAAGUGGAAAACAAGAGUGGAAAACGAAGUAAACCGGAGCAGGCAGCCCAGCCCGGCUCCUCUCCGCAGCCCCCGGCCCCGCUCCGCCCCGCUCCGCCCGCUCCGCCCCGCGGGGGAGCCGCUCCCGGCCGGCCCGAGCCGCUCCUGCCGCGCUCCGACGAGGAGCAGUGGAGAGCAGGAUGCUGCCGGACGCCGCGGCGCUGGUGCUGGUGGUGGUGCUGGUGGUUGGCCUUCGUUCGGCGGCCGGAGGCGGCGCGGUCGGCUACGCCCAAGUGAAGUACAUGCAACCCAUGGUGAAGGGACCCCUGGGACCCCCCUUCCGCGAAGGCAAAGGGCAAUACCUGGACAUGCCGCCGCUGCUGCCCAUGGACCUCAAAGGGGAGCCAGGACCUCCAGGGAAGCCUGGACCACGCGGACCCCCCGGACCUCCCGGCUACCCAGGAAAGCCGGGCACGGGAAAGCCAGGAAUGCACGGCCAGCCUGGACCCGCUGGCCCCCCCGGCUUCUCGGGCAUUGGGAAACCCGGCAUCCCAGGGCUCCCCGGCAAGGCGGGUAUGAAAGGGAUGCCCGGAGCCAAGGGUGAGCCUGGCAUGCGAGGAGAACAAGGGCCAAGAGGGCUGCCUGGCCCGCCAGGGCUUCCCGGGCCAGCCGGCAUCUCCGUCAAUGGGAAACCGGGACCCCAGGGCGGCCCCGGGUUGCCUGGAUUUCGGGGUGAGCCUGGCCCCAAGGGAGAGCCGGGACCCCGCGGGGAGCGAGGGAUGAAGGGCGAGAAUGGCGUGGGGAAGCCAGGGAUACCGGGACCCCGGGGCAACGGGGGUCCUCCCGGCCCCGCAGGGCCACCAGGACCCGUUGGCGUUGGAAAACCCGGCCUCGAUGGCCAACCCGGCGCACCGGGGGAGAAGGGCGACAUGGGACCCCCAGGCGCGCCUGGCGUUAGCGGGGAGCCCGGCCCCAUGGGGCCACGGGGACCCCCCGGCAUCGAUGGGGUCGGCGUCCCAGGCACCGCCGGGGUGCCGGGGAUACAGGGUCCCAUGGGGCCAAAGGGAGAGCCUGGCAUCCGUGGUCUCCCUGGUUUGCCGGGCCCAACGGGCUACGGGAAGCCGGGCUUGCCAGGCCUAAAAGGAGAUCGCGGGCAACCCGGGGCGCCGGGAGCCAUUGGCGAUAAGGGGGAACCCGGCAUUGAUGGGGAGCCGGGGGAGCCGGGCCCUGCCGGCAUCAUUGGGCCACCGGGACUGCCGGGGUCCAUGGGUCUGCCGGGCAAGCAUGGGCCACCCGGCCCCAAAGGGGAUGUGGGGCCAAGUGGGCCCCCGGGAAUGCCAGGAAUACGUGGCGACCAGGGGCUGAACGGCUUCGCGGGGAAGCCAGGCGUGCCGGGAGAAAGGGGCUUGCCCGGGUCACAAGGACCACCCGGCCCAACGGGUCCCAAAGGAGAACCAGGAUUCAUCGGCCUCCCCGGGGUGCCAGGAUCAACGGGCAACCCUGGGCCAAAAGGGGACGGCGGGAUCCCGGGGCAGCCAGGGCUGAGGGGCCCCUCCGGCAUCCCGGGCUUGCAAGGACCCGCGGGUCCCAUGGGGCCACAGGGGUUACCGGGGCUGAAAGGGGAGCCCGGGCUUCCUGGGGUUCCAGGCGAGGGGAAGACUGGUGAGCCCGGCAUGGCCGGACCAAUUGGCCCCCCAGGAAUGCCAGGAACGCCAGGGCUGAACGGGCCACCAGGGCCACCGGGUCCCCCCGGGCCACCGGGAGCACCUGGGGUGUUCGACGAGACGGGCAUCGCCGGACUGCAUCUGCCGGACGGAGGCGUGGAGGGCGCCGUGCUGGGCAACGGCAAGCCGGGGAAGCCGCAGUACGGCCGAGGAGAACUCUCCGCCCGCAUUGCGCCAGCCUUCACCGCCAUCCUCACCUCCCCCUUCCCGGCAUCAGGCAUGCCGGUCAAAUUUGACCGGACUUUGUAUAACGGACACAAUGGCUACAACCCAGUCACUGGGAUAUUCACCUGCCCCGUAUCCGGUAUCUACUACUUUGCCUACCACGUGCACGUCAAAGGGACUAACGUCUGGGUGGCUCUUUAUAAGAACAACGUGCCAGCCACCUACACCUACGACGAGUACAAAAAGGGCUACCUGGACCAGGCCUCGGGCAGUGCCGUGCUUGAACUCAAGGAGAACGACCAAGUCUGGGUACAAAUGCCCUCGGACCAGGCCAACGGGUUGUACUCCACAGAAUACAUCCACUCCUCCUUCUCCGGGUUCCUGCUUUGCCCCACAUAACAGCUGUUGGGCGCAUUUCCUUUUCACCCACUUUAGCCAUAAACUGUCUAUUUUUUUUUUUUUUUUUGAUAAAAAAAGUUUUUUAAAAUUAAUACAAAAAAGAAAAAUCACUGGGAAGAACGCGCAAGCCAUUGUCGUGGGACCUUGCUUCACGCUGUUUGAUCCAUGAGUCGAGAGCGUAAUCGGAAAGGAGACAUCUAUCUUUCUUUCAUUCUUUUUUGGGGGAGGGAGAAGGGAGGGAGAAGGGAGGGAGGGGAGCAACUUCCUCAGCAAAGAGUGUUUGGAAUAAAUUCGACCCUAGUGAAUACAACCAAACACAGGAGCGCGCUUGGGAUGGCAAGGAUCCGGCUCUGCAGUAAACUGCGCUGCGAUCCAGAGAGGGUCAUGGGAAGAGCAGACCCUUCUGGUCUGUAAUUAAGUGCCCUCAUUUCCCACGUUGAGUACUAGUUAAACAGAGCUGUAGGAAUGGGUGGUGAGUUUGCUAACCACCCAUUUGCUAACCAACCAUUGCUAACCAGCACAGGGGCCUUGGGGAACUUAACACAAACCUGUACAGCAGCAGAGAUCCGUGAUGGAUUGAGAAGUUUCCUUCCCAACCCAUCGCACGCCCAUGUUCCAGCCUCGCUGAUGCCUGCUUGUUCAGCCUGUGCUUUGAGGCAGUCUCUCUGAUUCACUCCGGAUUCAGUGUGGUUGGAUUUAUAACCAGAAAAAGUGGAACACUUUGCAUAAGCACCUUCUUAGAAGAAGUAAAUAAUAGUUUGAACCCUUCCCUCCCCCCCCAGCACCUUUAGGAAUAAAACCAUCCAGGCACUUAACUGGGAGGAUGACAGCUGACUGAUUCCUAAGCCGUUGAGGGCAGCGGGGCCCUGUGAUGAACACCCAUAUUCUCUCUCGGGUCCCAGGGCUCGUUCUGUCCUGUUUCCUUGCAGCCGGCGACCUUGCUCGGCCUCCCAAGCACAUUAUUCCUUGACAACACAAGGACAGCCCUGCAAGCUCAGCUCCCAGUGCCUCCAGAAGGUUUAGUUGUGCUUUCCAAAAGUGCCACUUACGGACAACUCGCUUUUAUUGUCUGAUUAGUUCGGGGGGUGUAAACUUUCGCAUCGGUAUCCUCCUUUCUCUGGGGACCUUUUAAAAAGAAAAACUAGUGUUCAUUCUAACAUUCCAUUCAAUCGUUUUGCAACGGUGCUAUAAUCUACUUAACAAUGGUAUUUACAAGUCUAGUGCAAUAUGUACCUGUAAAAGCGCACUGUUCCGGGUGCCGGGAUGUGACUUAGGUUAAGAAAAUGCCCAUUUGUCUGUUGUUGCCGCUUUAUCUCGCUAAUGCUUGGAGCGUUAUUGACCUGAAUAAGAGCUACAAGGUUCUAGGCAGUGGGUACGGACCACUCGGCUGCUCUGUCCUUUGCCAAAGGGAGCCUUUGAACCCUGUUGCUGCGCAGGUUUUCUCGUGGUAGAAUAGGCAUCGCCACGUGCACUUCAAGUAAAACAAUUCUGCUCCUCCCAGGCAAGCAGGACACUGCUGAAGGAAUCCACGUGUCACACUGCACGUCCCUCUGCAAAGGCACAUCCCUGAGGAAACAGCAACAGUUUGGUCACCAGCUGAGCAACUGGUACCCUUACAUUUUCCUAAAGCCUGUUCUACGGGCAAGGAAAAGAAAAGGAGCAGGAAUGGGACUUGGGAUUGUUCUCCAGAUGGACUGUACAAGAUAUUCUCUUUUUCCAUUUCUGUUUGGUUUUCUCCUUAAGCCUGUCUGUGUUUCUGCCUCUUGCCAUCCAAGGCUUCCUUUGAAAAACAAACCUAUCCCUGAAAUUAGGAAGCACAAAAAAAGAGAAUUUACAGUUGGAAGGCGAGCGCUUCAGCUACUGCCCGGCUGGGGCUGGGCUGUCCCCCUCCCAGGGGUUUUCUCCACAUGGAGCUGCAAGUUUCAUAUAAAGACUAAACUUUCCCAAGCUGAAAAGCUGUCCCUGCGUUUCCAAUCCCACUGGAUGUUUUUAACCAGUGGUGGAGUCCAGUGGUGAGGCCCUGGUCCAGGUUGCCCAGAGGAGUCACUGAUUCUCCAUCCCUGGAAGUGUUCAAGACCACAUUGGAUGGAGCUUUGAGCAACCGGAUCCUGUGGGAGGUGACCCUGCCCACGGCAGGGAGCGGAACUGGAUAGGCUUUGAGGUCCCUUCCAACCCAAACCAUUCCAUGAUUCUAUGAUUCUAUCUCCUAAAAGCAGCGGGGUGCCAGGUCCAUCUGGGUUUAAGGGGACAUUUCCCAGCAGGAUCAGGACCCAUACGAGAGUCUCUGAUAUUAAGAGUGGAAGCUCAGAUGUUUUCAAGCCCCAGCUGGGGAGGAGGGUGCUGGGCUUGAGUCUCCUUUCCCGAGGCGUCUUUCUCGUGGAGAACAGCAGUGAAGGGGAGUUGGUGCCAGGCAGGGCCGGGGCCGGCAGCGGGGUCCGUCCCGCUGCGCGUGCACACUACCUGCAGCAGGGCCAGGAGCUGCUCGCGCCCCAGCCACGUGCUGGGGUGGAAGCUUCAUCCUGUUACUCAGCAAAGCGACUUAUUUAUACUGUCUUUUAACCUACGUUCCGUUUCUUUUUGUCCUGAUUUGUUUUUAGUCGAAACUUCUUGUUCUAGCUGGCAAACGCAAUGACAAAAUUACUCACUAUAACCACACCGAGACACUAACUCGUUCAAAGCUGUAGAUAUCGUUUCGCAAUUUCACUUUCCCUUCAUGUGCAGAGCAUAACCCAUAAUCAACCUUCCGCAGCUAUAUAACCUGUUACAUUUACACAGCAAUUGAAAGGCAGAGGUAUUACACGCACAUAGAUUUAGGCUAGAGAAAAACGAUGCACAGGAUGAGGGAGGCUGUUCACUAAACUGGACGCUGUCGGGAAGGAGUACCGAGUACGUGACAUUCGCCAGCAGAAAGCGUCAUUUUCUGUCAUGUGUGUGAGCGCAUGGGAUUUUGGUUUCAAUCACAAUAAAAAAAGGUUGGGUUGGAUGAAGUAUGUCUAUUUUUAAUUAUGAAAAACUGCAUUACAAUGUGCAUUUUUAUAUACAAAUUCUUACUAUUUUUUUUAAAUUUGCCUCUAGUAUCUCCAUUUCUAACCUAGUAUAUAUAGAGGGGUUUAGUUUUGUAAAUACUUAUUACAUGCACUGUCUGUCAUAGUAACAGUUGGUUUAAA